GCUUUCGCAAUGGAUACAAACUGCUACCAGUGCUCUAAGCCGAUCAAAUCGCUUGAGUUCAUGCAAUGUAGUGGUUUUUGCAAUCAAGCGGCGCAUCUCAAAUGCGUUAGUCUGAAACGACCGAGUAUGGAUUUCGUGAACGAACACUGCAAUUUAUUAUGGUUCUGCGACAAAUGUAUCGACUUGCUCAAAUUCGUGAGGAAUAAACCAAUGACUACGGAGGAUUUACAUGAAACUAAACAGUUGACGAAAUCGCUCACUGAAAAACUGCACUCUAAUGAUUUUGAACCAAAUCGUGAGAAGCCCGUAUGGCCGAGGAUUAAGCGAACUCGUGACAAAUCGGAGCGGGAAACACCAAGAGCCCACCCGAGUACUAAACUUGUUAGUGGUACCAAAUCCGUAGAGAAACAGACACGGGCCGUUGAGACUGUGCCAAAACCUCCGGAGAAAUUCUGGAUUUACCUGUCCAGGAUUGCCCGCCAUGUCACCGAGGAUGAUGUCUCUGAGCUAGUGAAAUCCUGUCUACAAACCGAACAAUCCGUGGAUGUUCGAAAACUCGUGCGAAAAGAUGCUGAUCUGAAUCAAUAUGCAUUUAUUUCAUUCAAAAUCGGAGUAGAUUUGCAGCUCAAGGAAACGGCUUUGGAUCCAUCAAUCUGGCCUAAAGGAAUAUACUUCAGGGAAUUCGAGUCGCAGGAAACCAACAAGGAUUUUUGGGUACCAGCGAAACAUCCGCGGAUUGGCGAAGGAACCCCAGUAACAGCCUCAACGCAAUGAGUGAUGCUUCGAGCCGUUCGUCCUGUCCACAAUUUCAUCUAGUAACGGAACGCACAUCUAACGUCUUUAUGGAAGCCCCCAAACCGCCUGACACAGUCGAGCGUCCCAACUUUUUCACUUGUGCCGAUUUUAGCAACCACCGCAGCCGUUCCGUUCCUGUGUUCGGAGUUGGUGAGGGGGUCUUUCAAUGUGCUGAUUCAGGCAAGUACGAAUGUUAUAUCGCUUCUUCGCUUCCUGAAUUCCGUCCCGUUUCCAGCGAUCCCGUGCAUUAUAAGGAUAGUACAGUUCUUCUAUCAUACUCAGCUGGAUUGUUAAGUGAACCGGAAUGCACUGAUGAUAGCUCCAUGGGAACCCAUAGUCCACUAGACACAGUCGUGCUUUUUGAUCUAUCCUGUCGGCGGAGUCGUUCCGGUCCUGCUGUCGAUGUGCGGCCAGGGGUUUCCCACCCACCUGCUC
Molecule: messenger RNA, 1230 nt
Organism: Toxorhynchites rutilus septentrionalis
Lineage: Eukaryota; Metazoa; Arthropoda; Insecta; Diptera; Culicidae
Exons: 2
Coding region: 10-774 (254 amino acids)
Source: RefSeq, a predicted model, not a curated record